This is a messenger RNA of Vollenhovia emeryi, 733 nucleotides long. RefSeq lists its product as uncharacterized. The record is from RefSeq and is a predicted model, not a curated record. The coding region runs from base 131 to 361 and encodes 76 amino acids. The transcript has 3 exons. Lineage: Eukaryota; Metazoa; Arthropoda; Insecta; Hymenoptera; Formicidae.
AGAUUAUCGUUCUAUAUUUCUAUGUGCACAUUGAUUCUGUAUAUAAGCUGAGCGCUCGCCGAAAUGAUUCACUUUGAAUUUGACUUGUCAGCUAACUACAGAACAGGAAUCUCUCAAGUGAUUAAUCAACAUGGGAAAACUCAUCGUGCUUCUUUGCUUUGCGCUUGUCGCAAUGACUUUGGUCAUGGGGUGCAAUAGACCCGGAAUGCUAUGCACGACAGACGAUGACUGUUGCGGACCAUUUACAUGUAAUCAAUGGGCUGGUGGUAGAUGGGGUGGUAGAUGUACCGGGAAAAUGGGAAUGGGACCCGUAGACCCAGCAAACGUGCAGGGUUGGGGACCAAGGGAUGCUGCAGAAUAAUCAUAAAUAAUAGCUCGACCUGGCCUUUCUUGAAUAGAACUAUGAUUUAAUCUUGUUUCAACUUAAAAAUAUGUGAAAAUUUACAAUAAUUGGAAAUACACUUGCUUAGUCAUUACCCAGCAAUAUGUAACCUAUUCUUCGUGUUUUAAUGAAUAAGAACCCUUUACUUUACACUGUCAACCGAAUGGAAACUGAUUUGUAACAGCAGAAAUAAUUUAUUUUAUAAUGCUAAUAGUUAUUUUAUGAAAAUGAAAAUGUAAUUGAUUGGGUUCUUAUAUAUUAGAAACAUACAUUCUGACGUGAAUUAUAAAGUAAAUAGAUCUGAUGAUCAACCAAUGUAAUUAACAAAUAAAAUUAUAUAGUAACAUCAAA